AUGAUUCAUAACAGAAACAAGAAAAUAAAGAUACCCACUAAGUAUUGUAAACUGGCCAAUAUUAAAGAAGAAAUUAAAGGGAAGACAAAUUCUAAGCAGAUUAAUAAUAAAACUAAAAAGGAGAAAUAUACCUCUGAAAAAGAAUUUGAAUCAGAAUCUGAAAAUAACAUAGAGGGUGAAUGUGACAGUACUGAAGUAGAAGCUAUAUACCUAAGUGAAGAAAAAGAAAUUAAAGAUUUUAAUUUAGAACCAGUAACAGAUUCACAAGAAGUUCAAUUUAGGACCAUGAUGACAAAAUACAAGAGUACCUUUAUGGAUGAAUCUG
Messenger RNA from Dentiscutata heterogama, 325 nucleotides. Lineage: Eukaryota; Fungi; Glomeromycota; Glomeromycetes; Diversisporales; Gigasporaceae. The record is from the annotation of a GenBank genome assembly.